Vollenhovia emeryi is the source of this 6416-nucleotide messenger RNA. RefSeq names its product collagen alpha-5(IV) chain. The transcript is spliced from 27 exons. Lineage: Eukaryota; Metazoa; Arthropoda; Insecta; Hymenoptera; Formicidae. Gene Ontology annotation, molecular function: extracellular matrix structural constituent. The coding region runs from base 16 to 5544 and encodes 1842 amino acids. Gene Ontology annotation, cellular component: collagen trimer. The record is from RefSeq and is a predicted model, not a curated record.
CCCCAGGCCGGCACGAUGCGGCCCAGGGCCGCGGCGACGUCAAGAAUCAUCGGCGACGCGAGCCGCGGCAUCUCGCGGCCGGUCCCGCUCGUCCUGCGAUUCACCUGCGUCCUUGCCCUACUGGUGCACGCCGCCACGUGGAUACCGAUCGCCGAGGCUGUGAUCUGCAAAGACUCGUACAAAUGCGAUUGCACGGGGAUAAAAGGACAGCCAGGAUUUCCUGGAAUACCUGGACCUCACGGAACGGAGGGACUCCCAGGUGACAUUGGACCGGACGGACCCCUCGGACCCAAAGGCGAGAAAGGAGCGGCGGGGGAACAUGGAGGCACCGGAGAAAAGGGCUACCGGGGCGAUGAUGGUAUACAAGGAUUUGUGGGAGCCGCAGGACUUUCCGGUAAUCCUGGUGUACCCGGUGUGAUGGGUCCAGACGGACUGGACGGGUGCAACGGAACCGACGGCCGUGCCGGCGCACCCGGCAUACCCGGGGUUUUCGGGCCCCGCGGACCGCAAGGACCGACAGGCGAGUUUGGUUAUUCGGGGGAGCCUGGUGACGGAGGCAUAAAUUCGGUUGGCGCCAAAGGAAUUCGCGGGAACCCCGGCAUCGAUGGAUUGGAGGGUUAUCGAGGGCAGCAGGGGCUCACCGGCGAGAUGGGUUAUCCAGGAGAGACGGGCGACUUUGGUUUGCCAGGUUCUCCUGGCGUGCCGGGUACGCAAGGUGAUCGCGGCGACGCCGUGUACGGUGUGCAGGGUCAACUUGGUGAACAGGGAGACAGGGGAGAGCCCGGGGCACCGGGUAAGGACGAAUAUAAGAAGCCGGAAAACUCGACGGCCAUCAAAGGACCGCAAGGGCCAAAAGGCAUGAAGGGCUUCUACGGCGAUCGAGGUCGCAAGGGUGAGAUGGGCGCCAAGGGUCCACAGGGUCGACCAGGUUUCUUGGGUGUCAAGGGUGUGAAAGGUGAACAAGGUGACGAUGGACCAAGAGGUAAGCAGGGUAUCGGGGGCCCGCCGGGCCCGGCCGGUGAGAAGGGAGAGAAAGGAGCUCCAGGAUUCGCUGGACUGCCUGGUCAGGAUGGAGAAGAUGGAGAACCAGGAGAAGAAGGAAAUCGUGGUCCACCUGGUAAACAAGGAGCUGAGGGAGAAAUUGGACAGUACAUUCCAGAACUCGAUGAGAUAAUCGCCGGAAAUAUCGGGAUUCAAGGGGAUCUCGGUCCCCCUGGUGAACCAGGCGGAUCGGGAAUACCGGGUCUGCAAGGAAAGGUCGGCUUUAUAGGACCGCCAGGACCACCAGGACUCCCGGGUACUCCUGGUCUGGCGGGAGUGAAGGGUUCGUCCAUAAAAGGAGAACAAGGAGAUGAUGGCUUACCGGGACCUAUGGGGCAUCAAGGGUCUUCCGGACUACCCGGUUUACCUGGAAUUACGGGAGCCAAAGGAUUUCCGGGGGUAACGAUAACUGGACCGCCAGGGCUAGACGGCCAUCCAGGUCUCCCGGGAUUGUUGGGCCCACCUGGCGAUCGCGGUGAUCCUGGUCCUCCAGGAGAGAAAGGUUUUCCUGGGAAAGGAAUAAGAAUUCGUGGGCCAGCUGGAGAACGGGGUCUGCCCGGAACACCUGGUAUUCCUGGUCCUGACGGCUGGCCUGGUCUUACCGGGUCUAAGGGUCUCAAGGGUAUUCAUGGAGACGACUGUGGCGUAUGUGCCCCAGGUCUGCCGGGGGAUAAAGGAGAACGCGGUGAAUCUGGCUUGGACGGAUAUCCUGGAGCCUCGGGAUUCCCUGGUCUACCCGGUCCACGGGGACUUAAGGGUAUACAAGGCAAGCGAGGUCCGCAAGGACCAUUUGGACUUGAGGGCGAUAGCGGUAGACCUGGUAUUGCGGGAGUUCAAGGGCCUAAAGGAGAACAUGGAAGAGUAUUCUUCCCGCCAGGCGAGAAGUUCGUGAGCCCGCCGGGCGAUAUCGGUGAGAAAGGUUUACCUGGCCACGAGGGGCUCAGGGGUCUGCGAGGACAACCAGGGCCCAUUGGUGAUACAGGCGUACCAGGACCGAAAGGAGACAAGGGUGAACAUGGUUCUCCUGGAUUGUCGGGAAGAGACGGUUCGCCAGGAUGGGAUGGCAUUCCUGGUGAAAAAGGUGAAGACGCCUCGAUAGCAAUUGAGUUCUUGCGUGGAGAGCCAGGAUUUCCGGGAGUGACGGGAAUCAAAGGAGUAUCAGGAGAUAAGGGCCUCAAAGGAGAACCUGGUACUUCCGCGGAAUAUGUUACUGACGUACAGGGUGAAAAGGGUUUCAAAGGUGAAAGAGGAGCUCCUGGUGAAUUCGGUUACAAAGGUUUCCAAGGACGUUCUGGCGACGAAGGUCUACCAGGAUUCCCUGGUGAGCCUGGUUCUCCAGGACUUUCGCUUCAAGGUCCUGGCGGAUUGAAAGGAUAUCCUGGUAUGCCUGGAGAGCAGGGGCCUCGAGGCACACCAGGCUCACCUGGAUUACAGGGGCCAGUAGGUUUUUCGGGUCGCAUCGGCAACAAGGGCGAACGAGGAGAUCCAGGCUCAAACUUAACAUAUGGCGAAAUUGGAGAACGCGGAUGGUACGGUCCAAAGGGUGACGUCGGUGAUGCUGGUCCACAGGGAUUCUCUGGCCGACCGGGAGAGGAUGGUCUAAAGGGCGGCAAGGGCGCCAAGGGAGCGCCUGGUUACGAAGGAUUGCCUGGACUUGAAGGAGCCAAAGGUCAACAUGGAGACAGUAUACAAGGUGAUCGCGGAUUUCCGGGAAUUCCUGGCCAGCCUGGAAUGCCCGGAAGAAUCGGUGAUGUCGGAAACCGCGGACCGGACGGUCCUUCCGGUUUUGACGGAAUGAAGGGCUUGAAAGGAGAAAUCGGUUUUAUCGGACGACGUGGUGACGACGGCGACAUAGGACCUCAGGGAUACCAAGGGAUGCACGGCGUGCAAGGUCUACCGGGUGCUCCAGGGGACAAAGGAGAUAUCGGCGAGAGUGGCGAGCCGGGGCCACUCGGUUGGCCUGGUUUGGAAGGUAUAGACGGGAUGCACGGUCCUAAAGGAGAGAUGGGAGAGGUAGGACUCCCUGGUUUACGAGGAGCGGAAGGAUCACCUGGAUUUAAAGGUAUCACCGGUGAUACUGGUCUCGAGGGAUUAGCGGGAAUCCCUGGCGAAAACUCCUUCAGCGGUCCUCAAGGUGACGUGGGUGCACCUGGUUUUAUGGGAGAACUUGGACCGCCCGGUCUGACUGGAUUCGACGGACGGCCGGGUUUACCGGGAGAACCGGGAUUAGCCACUGACGGUUUCAAUGGCCUGCAAGGACAGAAAGGUGAACCCGGCUUCGAUGGAUACGACGGUGUUGGUGGACCAAAGGGAGAAAUUGGUGACAUGGGUCCUGAUGGAUUAAAAGGUGAACGUGGUGAGCAAGGUUUCCCGGGACGACCAGGCGCGCCUGGAGUAUCUGGUAGAUAUGGUGCGAAAGGUGAAAGAGGUCCGAUUGGGCCACCCGGAUUUGAAGGUUUGAAAGGAAAGGCUGGUCUUGAUGGUGAUCCAGGUAUAAUGGGCAGACCAGGAAUGCCUGGUGAGCCUGGUGUGAGGGGAAUUCAGGGCAUUAUAGGUGCUCCUGGAUCAAAGGGUUACGUAGGCGAACCUGGUUUGCCGUCUUACGCGUUCGCGGCGAAGGGCGAUUUCGGUAAUCGUGGCCACGAUGGUUUCGUCGGCAUGAAAGGACAAUCAGGCGAGCCAGGAUAUAUCGGCAUGCCUGGCCGUAAGGGUCAAACGGGAGACAGAGGAUAUCCGGGUCCUGGUGGUUUUCCAGGAUUACCUGGUUUCCCUGGUCUGGUGGGUGAUCAAGGACCUCGCGGAGCUCCAGGACUGCCCGGUGAAUUUGCUGAACCUGGUGAGCCUGGUCGCGCCGGUCUCGAUGGUGUGGCUGGUACUCCAGGGCAUGCAGGACAGAAAGGAGCGCCUGGUGAAUAUGGCCCGAACGGACCUAAAGGAAUCUCUGGCGAUAUAGGCCCCAGCUUCCGUGGUUCUAAAGGAAUGGUCGGAGAACCAGGUCUGCGAGGAUUCGUCGGCGUACCAGGUAUGCCAGGUUUAGAAGGAUUGCAAGGUUUUCCCGGAGCACUGGGGCCGAAAGGCUACCGUGGAGAACCGGGAAUAUCUGCGGGCAGCAAACAAGGACAACCCGGCGAACCUGGAUGGCCUGGACUCGAUGGUCGAAUUGGACCGAAGGGAAUGAAAGGUGACGCUGGUCUAGCUGGCUUUGACGGAUUGCCAGGACCGAAAGGAGAAAGGGGAGAUACCGGUGAACCUGGUCUGCGUGGGUUGCCUGGUCCUGAAGGGCCACAGGGACCGAAAGGAGUACCUGGCAUAAAUCCUUUCCCGCCAUUCCCGAGACGAGGACCCCCUGGUGACACAGGAGUGCCCGGAUUACCAGGUUUCCCUGGACUACAGGGAAUGAUGGGUGAGCCUGGCAAGGACGGUCUACCAGGACGACAGGGUGAAACAGGAAUACUUGGAAUUCCUGGGUCGCGAGGACCGGAAGGUAAAGACGGCCCCCCUGGAUAUCAAGGACCUCCCGGAGCAACUGGACGACAAGGACAACCAGGUUUCCGUGGCGCACCUGGAAUACCUGCGCCGAACGGAAUUGGUCCGAGGGACAGAGGAUUCUACUUCGCACGUCAUUCGCAAUCCGAAAUGAUACCAACCUGCCCGAGGAAUACCGUGAAGAUCUGGGAAGGAUUUUCGCUAUUGCACACGAUGGGUAAUGGACGACCCUACGCGCAGGAUCUUGGUGCUGCUGGCAGUUGCAUUAAGAAGUUCUCCACUAUGCCCUUCCUGUUCUGCAAUCUGAACAACGUGUGCGAUUACGCGAAUCGUAACGACUACAGUUACUGGCUCAGCACAACCGAGCCUAUGCCGAUGAUGAUGACACCAAUACCGGCUCCGGAAGUCGGUAGAUACAUAUCGAGAUGUUCUGUGUGCGAAGCACCGACUAGGGUAAUAGCUGUUCACAGUCAAUCCAUGACAAUACCCGAAUGCCCGGGUGGUUGGGAUGAAAUCUGGGUUGGAUACAGUUUCCUCAUGCACAGAGAUGCAGGCGCGGACGGCGGCGGCCAGUCCCUAGUCUCGCCCGGUUCCUGCUUGGAGGAGUUCCGCGUCAGGCCGUUUAUCGAGUGCCGCGGCCUCGGCACUUGCAACUACUUCGCCACGGCGACGUCGUACUGGCUAGCGACCAUUCGCGACGACGAGAUGUUCCGCAGGCCGCUGCAGCAGACGCUCAAGGCCGACCACACGUCCCGGGUGAGCCGCUGCACCGUGUGCCUCCGCCGACGGGUCACCGAGGUCCUGAAGCCCUUCACGUCCAACAACGAGCGGGUCCCCAAUAACUGGGGCAUCGCCCCGCCGGCACCGCCGCCGCCACCUCGUAAUCUACCCGAUUACGAGUCCAGGGUGCCGCCUGGUCGGCCAAGAUAUGCCCCUCAUAGACGCGUGCCCUAUCAACACCGCAGGAGAAGCCGCGUGCGCGGCAAACAAGCCACGGAGUCCUCCAACAACCUGUAGGCGCGACGCAAAUUGCACGCACGUCCAGAACAGGCGGCACCAGUGACGUGCAAGGGCGCAGCAAGCCUAUGUAUAUAAAGAAGCAGGAGAAACUCUUUUUUUUUCUAUAUUAGUUAAGUUAUAUCGACCGGGUGCCCCUUUGGUUCGUGGACCUUACGUCGGAUAGAAACGCGGAUGAACGCUCAGGAACCGCGCCGUAAGGGGCUCGAGAUAACGCAGACAACACGCGAGUCUGGAGAACGUCGUAGAGGAGCGUUCUUCAAAUAUCUUCCGGUCUAUUAUGCUGCUUGGAGAUAGAAAUCCUACGUACAAACGUCUCCCUUUCGAGUCGCGGACCAUUGAGAUGCCAUAUUGGAUAUGAAACGCAAUUGAGUACAGAGUGCUUUGAUAAACUUACUCUCAAUCUAUCGGUACAUUCUUCGGAGGUUGUAACGGAACACACACAAAAAAAAAGAGUCGCUCGUCAAAGUGGCUGCUGUUGAAUCAAGACCUGGGUCGCUGCUUAUCUAGAAAUCCUUAUCUCGGACCCUUGUAUCGUUCCCGGGAAUUUGUCGCUGUUAUUCCGUUCCCACCCUGCGCGGGAGGUCUACGACCUGCUCCCCGGCCGUCCCGUCUCUUCCUGCGCGCCCGACAAAAGAGCGCCGCCGGCUGCCGUGAAGUCAUAUAACUGCCUUAUGCCAAAUAGAAAAGGAACCGCCGUCGCGUCCGGCGAUCGCAAAACUGCCAGUAACAUCCCGCGGUCGCCGAUGCGACUUACCGAGAGAUUCACACUACGAUAAUUAAAUUAACGUUAUGUAUAUUGUAUCGCUGUCGUAACUAUUACCUAUGUAUCUCGCAUUGAAUAAAGGAUCUUUUGUUUUUGUAUAAGCUAA